UUAAAAAUCAUCUGGCACCCAUGCCCUUGUGUUGUUAUUCACCGGACCGGAGUUUGUAAUUUUAUUUAUAAACUUUAUUUUUAUGACGAAUAAUCUCUUAGUAGUUCGCACUCAAUAGUAAAUACACAUUAUUUACCGAUCCAGCAUGGACAGUGACGAUGAUUGCAGGCUUCCCGCGGACACUAUGUUAAUCCUACAGCAAUUUUUAAUUGAGAAGGACUUACGCGAUAAAGAAGAGCAGACUAAGGAACAAUCUACAUGCAACUUUCAAGAAAACUGGCAAUUAAGUCAGUUUUGGUAUGAUACACAAACUAAAGAAAAAUUAGCUUCUAUUGCCAAUUAUUUCCGGCAACAAUUUAUGGAAUCAAAGGAUGCUGAACCACGUGUGGCAUUGCUUUCUUGCCCGUCUCUCUAUAAUCACAUGAAGGACAUUAAUAUGAACGUGAAACUGUUUGAAUUUGACCAACGAUUUGCGACGAUCGGUGCGGACUUUCUCCAUUUUGACUACAACAGAGCGGUUGAAGAAGACUAUCUGGACGAGUUUAAGAAAUCAUUUGAUUUCAUUAUUGCGGAUCCUCCAUUCUUAUCGGAGGAAUGCAUUGGAAAAGUUGGAAUGGUAAUAAAAAAAAUUGCAAACGUUGAUUGUAAAAUAAUCCUUUGUUCUGGUUAUGCUGUACGUGAUUGGGCUUUGAAAUAUUUAGAUUUAAAUGUAUGUAAAUUUGAACCACAGCAUGAACGAAAUUUGGGCAAUGAGUUUAGAUCUUAUGCAAACUUCGAUUUAGAUGAUGUGCUGGCAGAGGUAGCCUGAUUUUAUUGAGAAUGAAACUUAUCACUAUAAGAAA
Wyeomyia smithii (pitcher-plant mosquito) is the source of this 842-nucleotide messenger RNA. Its product is annotated as protein-lysine N-methyltransferase CG9154. Gene Ontology annotation, biological process: methylation. The transcript has 3 exons. Gene Ontology annotation, molecular function: protein-lysine N-methyltransferase activity; nucleic acid binding. The record is from RefSeq and is a predicted model, not a curated record. The coding region runs from base 146 to 808 and encodes 220 amino acids. Lineage: Eukaryota; Metazoa; Arthropoda; Insecta; Diptera; Culicidae.